AUGGAGAAAGCGAGAGUCUCCGGGUAUAACGCUUCAUUCAUCAUGAUUGCGACUUAUUGCUUUUUGCUACUAGUGCUGUAUUUCUUGUGCUGUGACCUGUAUGUUUCUAUCUGUGAGGACUGUGUAACCUUGUUUGGUUCUCAACAGAUUCACGUUGGCGUACAGGACAUAUCCUCUUAUAAUAUGUCCGAUUCUCGUGAUCCGGAAAUCGUGAUUGUACAACGUAACAGCUUUGUUACCUCAGCCUUUGCCGUCGCCAUCCCUGUGAUGGCAUUGUUGGCAGGCUUGGCGUUUGCUGUUUACUGUUUUCACAAGAUUAAAGGAACACGAGAUCUUGACGUCUUGGAUAUUAGUGAAGAAACCAUACUGGAAGACAGUAUGGAAACUGAACAUCUCGAUGAUAUGGAACAACUGGACGAGACUGAUGACGACUCAGACACCGACUUUGACGAAGUGGCUAGACUGGAAGACAGUCUAAACAUGGAACAACUCGACGAGACUGAUGACGACUUGGAUACUGAGUGUGAUGAAGUUGACGAAGUAGUUAGACUGGAAGACAGUCUAAACAUGGAACAACUCGAUGAGACUGAUGACUUGGAUACUGACUGUGACGACGUUGACGAAGUGGCUAGACUGGAAGACAGUCUAAAUAUGGAACAACUUGACGGUAAUCUUCUUCAACCAAUUGAAAAACUUCUCGAUGACAAACUGCAUUUAGAGGAAGAUUUAAGAUUGGCUCAAAAUAAAGUGCAGAAGCUGGAAAAGGUAAAUGAAGAACAGACGGAUACAAUAACGACAUUGGAGAGUCAUCUGGGUGAGAAAGAUCUCUUGCUCAAGAAGAGAGACGAAGAGGAAAGAGAGAGGGAAAUGUUUUUCCAGCAGGAGAUGGCUGAGAAGCAGAGAGAGCUGAAGGCCACUCUACAGAAGGAAACAGAACUCUGCCUGAAAUUAAAAGAAUCCGAAAAUAUGAAUCAGUUGCUUGAUUUGGAAAACGAAGAGUUCUGUAAAAUGAAUGAAGACCUUAGGAACGAUUUACUUGAUAAAGAGAAGGAAGUCGACCUUCUGAAAGAAUCCCUCAACCUUAAAACUAAGGAAUUGGAGGAAGGUCAAGACAUACGGGAAAUAAUGAAGAGACGAUUGGAGGAAAAUGAAGAGGAUAACUCUUCUCUCCAAGAAAAACUGAGGCUCGCUGAAAAAGAGAACGUAAGUAUCCAGCAAGAUGUCCUAAUUACGCAAGACGAAAAUCAAAAGCUGCAGUCACUUCUCAGCCAAGCAGAAUCUGUGGCCAUCUUGACAAAGGAAAUCUUAAACGCUGAGAAAACAAGUCAUGAGUUACUAGGAGACGAGCUUCAAGUCAUGAAGAACUGGGUGGCUGAACUAGGCGGAGAAAACGCCAAGAUGAAAGGAGAAUUAAAAGAAAAAUCACUGGACGUAAUGUUACUAGAGAAAUCAUUAGAAACUGAGAGACAAAAUAACAGUACUCUGCAGGAUGCUCUCCAUCGUCUGAAAGAAAUAGAGAACUUGCUGGAAGAAGCGAAGAAAAGAGAGAACGAGAAAGACGAGGAGGUCGAGAGGCUGCAGAAAGAUAAUGAAGUCUAUAGAGAACAAAUUGAAAAUAUGGAGAUGAAGCUGGAAAAUAACUGCGAGGAGGCAGAGAAAGGCUAUUCAGAGCACUCAAGGAGCAGGUACAUAAAAAUAGCCUGUUAG
This is a messenger RNA of Macrobrachium nipponense, 1707 nucleotides long. Its product is annotated as putative autophagy-related protein 11. The coding region runs from base 1 to 1707 and encodes 568 amino acids. The record is from RefSeq and is a predicted model, not a curated record. The transcript has a single exon. NCBI's taxonomy places the organism in Eukaryota, Metazoa, Arthropoda, Malacostraca, Decapoda, Palaemonidae.